Dentiscutata heterogama is the source of this 407-nucleotide messenger RNA. The record is from the annotation of a GenBank genome assembly. Lineage: Eukaryota; Fungi; Glomeromycota; Glomeromycetes; Diversisporales; Gigasporaceae.
UUUACUUGCAUUAACUAUUACUGUAAAUGCUAAGAACAAACAUCAUAAUAAACAUGCUCAGAACAAACAUGCUAAUAAACAUGCUCAGAACAAACAUGCCAAAAAAAAUGCAUGUUGUCAAUCACGUGGUAGUCCAGGGUGGAAUGAUAUGUUUUAUGGUUUCAUAGGACAACCUAACGAUAGUUUUGAGAAUUUUACUACACCACAAGAAUGUUGUCUUUUUUGUGUUAACGAUCCUACUUGUGUUGAAUGGCUAUUUUAUCCUUAUACUGACUCUGCCUCUGGUUUCAUCUGUGAUCGUGUCUAUAAUGGUAGUGUCAGUUCUUGUGGUCCUUCCACUAUUGCACCAAGCGAUAUUGAUGAAGAAGGUGGUAUUAUUCGUUGUAGUGAUAGUGAUAGCAGCAAUU